This is a messenger RNA of Drosophila elegans, 3229 nucleotides long. RefSeq lists its product as uncharacterized. The transcript has 6 exons. The coding region runs from base 137 to 3061 and encodes 974 amino acids. NCBI's taxonomy places the organism in Eukaryota, Metazoa, Arthropoda, Insecta, Diptera, Drosophilidae. Gene Ontology annotation, cellular component: nucleus. The record is from RefSeq and is a predicted model, not a curated record. Gene Ontology annotation, biological process: positive regulation of protein phosphorylation; cell population proliferation; DNA damage response.
UCACUCUGAAUACAAAACAAGUCUUUUCGGCAUGAUAAGAAGCUGCAAUCAAACGAUUUCAUUAUUCAGAGGUACAAUUGCAAGCUUCAAAACUAUGCCAUAGAAGGAAUCAUCAGAAAGUCAGUCUACCAGCAAGAUGCAAAAGCAAGAGGAGGUGCUGUCGCGCCUACGCCCGAUACUCGACAUAUUUUUGCGCGAGAAUUUUUCCACGACCAACAAUGUUUACUUUGAGAAGCUCCUCACGCACUUGCAGGCCAAGGAGAAUGUGUUUGUGCUGCAGGCCCCAUUUGUGGUGGACUGGGUGGACAGGUGCAUCACAGCGUUGACGGAGGACUUCAACAGAAUCCACCCGAAGGUGGUGUCUUUUAUGUUGAAUCUGACCAGCUAUCUGGCGCACAACGAAUGGAUGAUUGUGCGCCUAAGGGAGCUCGAUAUAGUUAAUAGAGCUGUUAAACUGCUGCAGGGUGAUCACAACUUAAGUCCUUCGAUUAAGCUGGGCGGGAUUCGUCUGAUGAAGUCCGUCACCGAUUACAGCAUGGGUCUAGCAUUUCUGCGUAUGCAUCGAAUCUGGACGCUGCUCAUCCAGUAUUCGAACAACGAUCACACUCUGUAUGUGGUGCGAGAGGCUCGACAGGUUCUUUACAAUAUGCUGUACAAGUUCUGCGACAAGCUGCACGACAAGGCUGUUACGCUGGAGAUCCUCAUCGAGAUCAUGCAGCCGCUUCACGACAAUCUAUACAAGAACACCGCCGGCGAGGAGCGCAUCCACAUCAAGGUGGACGACAACGAAUUGCUGCACAAGAUCUCGGCCACGUUGGACCUGCUCUCCUACAUUCUGCAGCAGACACUGGUGCUUGAGGAGCGUACCAGUCUGAUAGCCCUGCUCAAGGAGUAUCAUGACUUCGAGAUAACCAUUUGGAAGCUGAUCGAUAUGACUCACAACCCGUACUUUAUUGAGAAGAUCUUCACCACGCUGAGCAGCUACAACUUCGCCCUGCUGAUGCACGAAAAGCUGCUAAAUCCUGACGCUACCGAGCCGCCGGAGGAGUUCACCGAGUUUGGGCUGUCGUUCUUCAAUCUCAUGAAAUUCUUCAUCACCCGCAAAGACGGUAUGAGCUUUGUGAAGUUGGCUGAGCUGAAUCACGUGCUAUGGAAGAAACUGGGAGCUCGGGCGCCCAAGGAGAUCGUAAUCCAGCAGGAGCGCGUGUCGUUCGAAAACCAGUUAAUAUGCUUUCACAUGUUGCCUCUGCUUUUCUCCAUGAAGUAUGCUCAGAAGAUCGCCGACGAGGAGAACAAGGUCGAGCUUUUCGACGCCUAUGUCGUCAAAUUGUUGGAGAUCUCCUGCGAGCAGACCCUUCGACUCUGCUACACCAUGCGGGAUACCUUUUUUACCGCCGACGGAAUGACGGCGGAGUUGGUGACCGCCGGGCUGGCGAAUAAAUGCAUACAUAGCCUGCUGGCUCUGGAGAAUGUUCUCGAUCGGGAGCAAGCAGUUACUGUGUGCCAAGCUCUGCUCUACGUCCUCCGCGAAGCUGUGGCCAUGAGUGUCAUCACGAACAACACGCAGGAUGACUGCCACAGCGUGAGCAGCGCGGGUAGCUCGUACCUGGAAUUGUAUCCGCGGGGCACCGAGAAGGUCGUCAACGAUCCCCAGGUGCUGCACUCCGUCAUGGUGGGUUUGCGCACCCUAAUCGAACGCUUCAAGAUCACUUGGAAGGAGUCGGUGGAGACAAUUGGCCUGGUGAAUUGUCUGGCCUUUGUCCUGGAGAACACGAACAUGGACUCCAGGUGUACUGUCCAAGCACUGAAGCUCGUCCAGUUGGCUGUGGAACACUUCCUUUCUCCCAACAUGGCUCUGCUGGUUGACAACCUGCAGGGUUCUGCUUUGGUUUGCCUGGGUCCCAUCAUCGUUAAGCGGAUGCACGACACAAUGUGGGAGGUGCGGGACACAACGCUCGAACUCACCACCUCCAUAGCCAGUAUCUCCCGCAUCAAGUUUCCCGCCUUUCAACGUUUUCUGAUUGACGCAAAAAUACCCCCUAUAGUCUACGAAAUGGCCAAGAAUGAUUCGGAAGUCUAUGUGCGAGCCUCCGCCUUUAAAUGCCUUUCGCAAAUGGUUUCCAUAAAUCUCUUGUGGGAAAACUGUCUUAGCCAACUCGAUCUUGUGGACCAUCUUAUGUAUGUGAUGUAUCGGGAGACCGAUGAUAUUGUGCGCGCCGAAGCCGUAGUUACGCUGAUGAAGAUCUACGAGCACCGCAAGAUCCAUAACAAGUAUAAGAACACGCUCUUCUCAACCCUAAACUAUUGUGUGGUCGGGGAUCAUCACGCAGAGGUAAAGAUGAAUGCACUAAAUUUUUGGCGCCGGGAGUUUUACCGUCAGUUCAGCAACCAGGGCAUGAUUGAUGGCUCCUUUCCUACGGUAACCUUUUCCAAGGAACAGAAAAAGAUUGUCACGCUGACGGAGAAGGAAAUCCAGACUAGCAUUGCCAAAGUAUUUGGGGAGGUUCAACAGUACGGAUAUUUUGGCAUUCUACUCAAGAGCCUGCGGGAAGAGACUUCGAUGGAGGUACUGGAGCUCCUCAUUACCGGCGUCAGGAUAAUGAGAGAAAAGUUUGAGCGCCACAAAGGCAUAAUGGAUGAGAUUGAAAUGAGAUCGCCGCUCUCUCACAGCGAUAGCUCAACAUUCAGUUUUCCGGCCGAACCGCAGGCAUCGCCAAUUCCCCAGCAAGCACCGGUUAACCCCAGCGAAGCAGACGAGAUCAUUGAGUCCAUACUAAACUCGCAGGAUGCCCAGCUUCUGGAAAAGGCGUUUGAAACCCAAAUGCAGAUAAAUGAGGAGGCGGAAAAGGUGGAGAAACGGCACAUCGAUGAGUUCUACUACAAGCAGUUCGCGAUGCCGUUGCGACAGUUCUUCGAGGAGCUGAAGACCAUUGACCUUGACCAAUUGGUCAAGCAGCACCAGGAGUGGUUCGAGUGCAAGGAAAACUUCACCUCCCUGCUGGAUGAUAUCCUCGGAGCGUUAAAGCGCGAUGAUGAGAAUAUGAUAUCGGACUGUUACUAAUCCCGGGGCUUAGCCGAUUUCAAGUCCUUAACCGCUUUGUGAAGUAAGCUAAAAGUGUUUUUCCUGAAAUAGAAAAUAUUUUUUAUAACUUUUUAAGUGUUGCACACGAAAUGAGAUUUUAUUGCGCCUCGGCAGACAAAUAAUAAAAUAAACGUAAAAGCAGUAUAA